AUGUCACCCAUGCUUUGGAGCGCGAUACUUGGAGCUCUGUUGCUAUUUGUGAUCAAAUGGUCCAUGAAAGAGAGGAGAAAUACCAGACCACUGCCCCCAGGCCCUCCAGGAAAGCCCAUCAUUGGAAAUGUAUCGGACCUACCGGUGACAGGAACCCAGGAUUGGGUCCACUGGCUAAAGCACAAGCAACUUUACGGUCCAAUCAGCUCAAUCACAGUCAUGGGCCAGACAAUACUCCUGGGGAAACGUUCGGCCAAGCAUUCUUCGCGCCCAAAUUUAGUCUUCGCAUCAGAGAUGGUUGGGUGGGAGCACAUACUGGCAAUGCAGACAUACUCUGAUCGCUUCCGCGCUUAUAGGAAAGCAAUACAGCCAUAUCUGGGAUCAGAGCAAGCGGUGGCCCAGUAUAACACACUACAAGAAAUUGAAUCCCACAGAUUUCUGUUUCGUGUGCUGCAAGACAAAACAAAACUUGCCGAGCAUAUUCAAACUGAAGCUGGCGCUGUUAUUCUGAAGAUUGCAUAUGGUUAUACGAUUGAGCCACACAAGCGUGAUCGCCUUAUCCACAUUGCGAACCUAGCCCUAGAGCACUUCUCCAUCGCCGGAACACCAGGUGCCUGGCUAGUGGACAUGAUUCCCGCCCUGAAAUUCGUUCCAGCCUGGUUCCCAGGAGCUAGUUUCAAGCGGAAGGCGCACGAUUGGAAGAGAAAUCUGGAAGAUGUUGCAGAUAUACCGUAUACCUUUGUGAAAGAGAAAAUGAUCAGCGGAAAAUUCGAGACUUCAUAUCUCUCUGAUCUUUUUAAAGAAAACGGGUGUCCGAAAUCUGGAACUGAGGAGGAGAUAGUUGCGAAAUGGACAUCGGCAUCACUUUAUACGGGUGGAGCUGACACGACUGUUUGUGCUAUUGAAACCUUUUUCCUAGCUAUGACAUUUUUCCCGGAGGUACAACGCAAAGCGCAACAAGAGAUCGAUCAAGCUUUGGGAACUUGCCAGCUGCCGAAAAUGGCCGAUCGCUCUCGGCUUCCUUACGUCAAUGCGGUGGUAAAGGAGGUGCUUCGGUGGCAUCCAGUUGCGCCAAUGGGUAUUCCACAUAUGUCGAUCGAAGAUGAUACCUGGGGCGAAUUUCACAUCCCGAAAGGAUCUCUGAUCAUGCCCAACAUCUGGGCUUUUACCCACGACCCGGAGACUUACCAUGACCCGAUGUCAUUCAAUCCAGAGCGCUUCAUCACCUCGGAUGAUAGGGCCUCUGAAAUGGAUCCACGCGGCAUGGCCUUCGGAUUUGGGCGGCGUGUAUGCCCCGGUCGCUUCCUCGCCGACAACACGUUGUACCUGAGCAUUGCGCAAUCACUGGCGGUCUUUAAUGUCGAAAGCGCCAAUGGCGACGCUGAUAUCGACAUCGGCCCGAAAUUCCUGCCUGGCGUGAUAAGUCAUCCUGCUCCAUGGAAAUUCAACAUCGCGCCCCGUUCAGCCGAGCACGAGGCCUUGAUCAACGCAGUUGAGAAAGAACAUCCGUGGCAGAAGAGCGAUGCCUCGGAUUUGCGGAGCGGACCAUGA
Molecule: messenger RNA, 1551 nt
Organism: Penicillium cosmopolitanum
Lineage: Eukaryota; Fungi; Ascomycota; Eurotiomycetes; Eurotiales; Aspergillaceae
Product: cytochrome P450
Exons: 8
Coding region: 1-1551 (516 amino acids)
Molecular function (GO): monooxygenase activity; iron ion binding; heme binding
Source: RefSeq, a predicted model, not a curated record